This is a messenger RNA of Acanthocheilonema viteae, 444 nucleotides long. NCBI's taxonomy places the organism in Eukaryota, Metazoa, Nematoda, Chromadorea, Rhabditida, Onchocercidae. The record is from the annotation of a GenBank genome assembly.
GUGUUGUAAUUGGUGUUGGUACUGUGGCAUUAUAUUUUACGACAUUUAUCACAGACAGUAUUAAGCAGAAACAAUUGAAUAUAUUUGAAGAACAAGUUUCAAGAGAAGUACGCAGUCAUAAUAAUAAUCCAAACAAUACAAUAACAUUUGUCGUGCAUGGUGCGCAUACAGUAAGCGGUGAAAUACGCCGAGGAGUUCAAUUAGUACUUCCUUAUUAUUUUACAGGAGCUCUGUUACUAAUCAUUUUUGUUGUUACAAGUUUAAUUUUGGCAGCAUUAUGCUAUUCAUAUCCAAUGAAACGCUUACAACUAAUUUUGCCGUUAGCAGCGAUCAUUUCACCGAUCCUAGCAGCAAUAUCAGCCAUUGAUCUAAUACUUUUGACUGGUUAUCAUAUCAAUAUGUUAAUUCUCGUAUCACCUUUUUUAACAUUAGCCACAGGUAUAG